AUGAAGUAUGCAUUUAUCUCACACAACAUUGAUUUUGUUACAUUCUUGAUGAAUGAAUUCAAUUUAGAGAUCAGUUUAGAAGAAUGCGAAAUUUACAAUAAUCUCGAUUCCUUUUUAGUUUAUUUCGAUCAAACUAAUGAUAUUAGCAAAUGUUUUGCUUAUUCAUCGAUGUUUAAUAUUCCACCCUUUUGGGAAUAUUUCCUUUCACUUGGUGCUGAUAUCAAUGCAAAAAACGAUAAUGGAGAAACCGCUCUUUUUGGUGCAGCAUCUAAUAAUAGUUAA
Messenger RNA from Trichomonas vaginalis G3, 282 nucleotides. RefSeq names its product protein ubiquitination. Lineage: Eukaryota; Parabasalia; Trichomonadida; Trichomonadidae. The coding region runs from base 1 to 282 and encodes 93 amino acids. The transcript has a single exon. The record is from RefSeq and is a predicted model, not a curated record.